Messenger RNA from Paramecium pentaurelia, 1425 nucleotides. Lineage: Eukaryota; Ciliophora; Oligohymenophorea; Peniculida; Parameciidae. The record is from the annotation of a GenBank genome assembly.
AUGGAAACAUUACCUAAACAAAUAAGAAAUCUUUUAAAAUAAAUCGAUUUAUUUAGUAUACCAGUACCAGUUUUAACUGAUGAUGCUAAAUCUAAGUAUUCAAGUCCAUGUAGUGGAUUAAUUUCUAUUUUGGCUUCAGUAUUAAGUUUAGCUUACUUUGCAUAUGUAUUAUCAGAAUGGGCUAAUGGAAAUAUUCUUCCUACCAUUACAAGUAAUUAAUAAGCAUUGGCAUAUUCUGAACAAGAAUUGGAGGAUAAUUUUAUUUAGUUCAAAUUAGCAGAUCCAUCAAAUUAAGAUCCUUUUUAAAGAAAUAAUAAUAUUAUAACUCCUUUAUUAUUUAUUGUUGAAGAUUAUUAGAUUGCUAGUGCUCCAUUACCUUUAUUUAGUGAUGAUAAAAAUCCAUUCACUGUAGGAUUAAAUAAAGGUACAUUAAUUGUAAAUAAUUUAAAUCAGAAAAUUGAUGAACAAUCAUUUAAACCAUAAAAAAAUUAUUUAUUGAUAUUUAUUCAAUGUUUAGAUUAAUAUUUAAUAGAUAAUAGUAAUUGUGCUAGUAAAGAAGUGAUUGAUUAAUAUAUGACAGAAUAUCAUGGAUUUCUCUCUAUUGUUAUGAAAUUAGAAUAAUAUAACUAUAGAUAAGAUCAAAUAGAAUAUAUAACAAAGUAAGCUUAUUAAGCACUUUCUCCAACCUAUAUUCAAUAUACUUAAAUAGCUAUUUAAUAAAAAGCCAUUAAUCUCGAUAAUGGAUUAUUACUUUAAAAUUAGGUUACUUAUAAAUUAAUUAAUGAUUUCUAUUUAAUUAAUUAAUCAAUUGAUAAUCAAUAUAUAUAAAAUAUUGUAUCAUCAUUUUCCAAUUAAGAUGUUAAAUUAAAUGCCAUUAUGGCAUAUUAGAUAAGAAUAGAUAAUUUAUAAAUUUCAGAUAGGAUUAUUAUGCCAAAAUUAAGUGCUGUAUUGGCUUAUAUAGGUUCAAUUGUUUAAGUUAUUUUUAUGUUGAAGUAUCUAGCAUUAUUUAUAAAUAAUCAAAAUUUGAAAAUAGAGAUGUAAACAGAAAUUCUGCAGAUAUAUUAUCCAAAUUUGAAAAAUAUGAUUAUUAAAAGAAACUAUUUAGGUAAAAUAAUUCCAAUAAAUGAAACCAAUUAAUAAGAUACUUAAAAUGAAAUAUUUAUAAAACAAUAUGAAGAACAUCUUGAUAUAGCAUUUAAAAAGCUUCGGCUAAUAAAUAUUAUUUAUGAACUAUCUAGAAUAGAACUUCUAUUGGAAAAACAUUUUGGUCUUGAGAAUGUGAGUGAAUGUAAUUAAAUGGGAUCUAAAUUUUAAUUUAUAAGUAAUGAUAACAAAAAUUAAUCUUCAAGAGUUUCUAUUGUAUCGGUAGGAAAUUCAGGUCCUUAACCUACAGAUGAUAUUUUUAAAAUAUUUAAUAAAUCUUGA